AUGGCGCUCAACAAGAAGCAGCGCCUGGUGGGUGUCUGGCUCGUCGUGACCUAUGUCCUCCUCGUGUGUUGGUUCAGCGUUCGUUCCGCGGAAGAUCCGGGCUCCCACUUCUUCCAGCCCGAAAAGGGAUAUCAGCCCCGGUAUAGCUUGACGAGAAUCGAAGAAGCCUUGCGGUUUCUGGCGACUUUCAAUCUUUCGGCCACCGUUCCCGCCCACAACAACAAGAAUGGCUCCGCUGUCUCCGAGAACAUCGACAUGUGCGCCGGAAUCGUCACGGUGAAGCGACCGAUGCAGCAGAACCUCGACACCACUGUCGGCUCGAUCCUCGAUGGCCUCUCCCGAGACCAGUGGUCCAGCCUCGAGCUUCAGGUCCUCUUCGCCCAAACUAAUCUCACCGACCACCCUGACUACGGCCAGCCGUGGGUCGCGAAUCUGGUCGACCAUGUCCUGACCUAUGACCAACUCAAUGCCUCCAUCGACACCCUCCGGCACUUCGAGCAAGAGAAGAACGUGCAAGGGAAAUCAUUAAUCGACUACCGACUCUCCCUAGAAGCCUGUUAUUACAAGACCGAUGCGAAGUGGUUCCUGAUGCUCGAGGACGACGUGGUGGCACAGAAAAAGUGGUACGGACAAACCAUGCAGAGUCUGCGCAAAGCCAAGGAAUGGCAGGAGAAGGGUAAGAUCCACGACUGGCUCUACCUCCGCCUGUUUUACACGGAGAAAUUCCUGGGCUGGAAUUCUGAGGAGUGGCCCAUAUAUCUGGCAGCGAGCCUGCUGACGAUAUCAGCCGUUGGCGGGAUGGGUCUUUUCGCGCGCCGAAAAUUCCGGCCCAUGCAUGAGGUUAUCAGCAAUCGGUUCCUCGCUGUCGUCUGUCUGGUGUACAUGCCGUUGAUCAUCGUCUUGUACUUCCUCGCGGGACGGGUGACCGUGCGCCCGAUGAAUCCGGGGGUCCAUGUGAUGAAUCGCAACGGCUGUUGCUCGCAGGCUAUGCUCUUCCCUCGAGAGAAGGCCCCGCUCUUGAUCGACCACCUUCGCAAAACCGGAGAGAGUAACCUUAUGGCUGUCGACAGCGCCAUCGAGGUGCUGGCUGAUCAAACCGGGCUGGACCGGCUGGCCAUGUCGCCGUCGCAGAUGCAACAUGUCGGCGCUGCCUCGUACAAGGAAAAGAAGAAGUCCUGGGAUUGGGAGGGACCUCAUCCCGUCCAGGGCGCCCACGGCGUAUGGAGCGUGGGCUUUGAAUCGGCCUAUGAGGCGUAA
Messenger RNA from Penicillium alfredii, 1257 nucleotides. RefSeq lists its product as uncharacterized. Gene Ontology annotation, biological process: GPI anchor biosynthetic process. Gene Ontology annotation, cellular component: Golgi membrane. Lineage: Eukaryota; Fungi; Ascomycota; Eurotiomycetes; Eurotiales; Aspergillaceae. The transcript has a single exon. The coding region runs from base 1 to 1257 and encodes 418 amino acids. Gene Ontology annotation, molecular function: glycosyltransferase activity. The record is from RefSeq and is a predicted model, not a curated record.